Messenger RNA from Talaromyces marneffei, 3057 nucleotides. RefSeq lists its product as uncharacterized. Gene Ontology annotation, molecular function: small GTPase binding. The coding region runs from base 1 to 3057 and encodes 1018 amino acids. Gene Ontology annotation, biological process: protein import into nucleus. The transcript has 5 exons. The record is from RefSeq and is a predicted model, not a curated record. NCBI's taxonomy places the organism in Eukaryota, Fungi, Ascomycota, Eurotiomycetes, Eurotiales, Trichocomaceae. Gene Ontology annotation, cellular component: cytoplasm; nuclear membrane.
AUGGACGUGGCAGGACAGGCCACCGUCCUGAACCCCGCCCAAAGCUCUCAGGAGCUGUUUGAAGAGGCGGAGACAUUAGUUUAUCAAUUGAAUCACCCCACGGGGGCUGUCAAAGACAACAUCAAAUCAAUACAAGAUAAACUCCAACAGAUUCAAAAAUCACCCCAGGGCUGGGAUGUGGCUAGAUAUCUGUUAGACCACCCUGAUUCUAGCACCAGAUUUUUUGGUGCAUUGACAUUUAUCGUAAAGAUAAAUCAAAGCUGGUCUGACCUUUCCAUCGAGGCAAUUCAACAACUCAAGAACUAUCUUAUAGGUUCCUACGUCACUUUUAUUGAAUCGCAAGAAAAACAACUGGUGACUAGGAAGCUCUCAGCAGCCCUGAUAGCUAUCUUCUUUGCCGAUGAAUCAUGGACUCACCCAAUUCAAGACAUUGCGACCUUCUUCUGGCAACAUGGCCGUGAGGCGUCCUCUGAAAUCGACUACGAGGGAAUGGUUCUGCCUGCCCUCAACGAGGCGCAGAUCUCAGGAUUGCUUUCUUUUUCGCAAACAAUGGCCGAGGAUUGUGUCAAAAGUUGUGGCCUUCUUCGAAAAAGCACCGGUAACCAUCCGGUUACAGAGAGCAUAGAAGAUGCUUUUAGUUUGUGCAACUAUGUUCUUGGAGCAUUACUGAACCAGUACAGAGCUGAGGGCGAUGUUACUGAGAAGACCGGGUUUGAAGUACUAGAUGCUUGUCGUGCGUGGAUCAGUGUGCGAACCUCUAUAUACCUUCGCGACCGUUCCGAGUCACACAAUGUGCAAAGCACAAUUGAUCGAUUGAUUCUGUGUGUCGACAUUACGACUCUUUGCAGCCAUGCAACAGACAUUCUAGCCGAUAUGCUCAACAUGGAGGAUCGUUUACUCAAACCGGUUCACCUUCAAUUUAUCUUGAAUUACAUUCAAGGUGAUCAAGGAGCUGAGCUAGCACAAAGACUAAAUGAUGGAGAUUAUGAUGACGAUGCUAUGUCAUUCUGGGACCUCAUCGAAGGAUAUACCCAAUCCAGAAGGGUAGACCUCGUUACUGACAGUCUUGGGCCGAGUCAUUCUGUGCUUCUGACGUAUCUUGAUGUGCUGUUCCAAGGCCCUGGUCAUCCUGGAGUUGAUGAUAUCAUAGCUCCUCGUCUAUUGGAAUGGUGGACUGAAACAGCAGAUACACUGCUAGACGGUGUAGAGGAAGGACUUGAAGAGGCUCGCCAACACCUUGCAAAAGCAGUACUCAAUGUUUAUAAUCGGCUGAAAUGGCCUACAGAGGAAGAGUAUGAUGAAUGGCUUGCUGAUGAAAGAAGCGAAUUCUACAACUUCAGGCGGGAUACCGAAGAUUUCCUGCUUACCUCAUAUGCAACGUUGGGCCUGGAGCUGUUCGAUCUAUUCCGCCAGAGAGCUGUUUCUGCCUUGGAUGUGGACGAUUGGAACGAAUUUGAGGCUGCCUGUUUUUGCUUGUCUCAACUUGCUGAAGCUGUUGACAGUUCUGAGGCUGCUCUUGAUCAUCUGAAUGCUAUAUUCACAUCCGAUAGAUUCACGCAGAUAUGUCUUAACAGCGAUCGACUACCCACCAAAACUCGGCAGACUCUAGUUGAUAUGCUUGGUAAAUACCAAGGCUACUUUGAGCGCAAUCCAGGCCUUCUGCCCAAAGUGCUAACCUUUCUGUUUUCAUCCUUGAAUGUUGGAUCAUGCACCAACAAUGCAUCGCGCUCUAUCGGGUUUCUUUGCAAAUCGUGCCGCCAAGCUCUAGUUGCCGAACUUCCUGUGUUCUUGAGGAUAUGCAGCGAGUUCCAACAAAGUCAAGCCGUUACUGUCCAGAGCUUGGAACGUGUUGUCGAAGGAAUCGCUGCUGUUGUCCAGGCACUGCCGUCCGAAGAGGCAAAGGCACCAUGCAUAGACGAAUUAUUAAGACCGUUCUUUUCUCAGACAGUAUCUGCACGAGAUGAUGCGUCAAGAGGAGACAUUGAGUCUGCUCAUAGUCGUGGCCAACUAGCUCUUAAAUGUAUUGCAGGAAUCGGUCGGGGACUUCGGAGCGAUGAUUCAAGGGUUAUUGAUCUUGACAGCGAGGAAACGCCAUCGGAUGACAAUUCAUUCUGGAACGUCCAUCCUCUUCAAGACCAACUACGCCAGUGUCUUUUGAUUUAUCUAGAUGGCUUCCCCUUGGAGCAUGAGAUUAUUGAGGGUAUCUGUGAAGUCUUGAAGGCUGGAUUCACAGAGAAGAUUGGGCCAUUUGUAUUCAGACCUGCAAUUACAGUGCACCUUCUUACAACCGUGCCGCUCGGGGCAGCCGGAGCAGCCGACGUUGUGAUGAGCACAGCAAGCUCGUUUCUUGCCUCGUAUCAGAGCAGCCCGGGAAAAGUGCAAGAGGAGGCUGCUUUAUUGUUCAUACAUGUUUACUGGACGUUUUCGCUUAUGAUGCAGAAUCCACAAAGCCACGACCCUGAGGUUUCAAAUAGUGGGAUCUCAUUCUUGACUCGAUCACUGCCCAAGUAUCAUGAGAUUCUCUUCUCAUUGACAUCAGCCCCAGCUACUUCUACGUUCCGCAUUGCUACGCCACCACCUAACAUGAACAUGGAAAUUCCGGUAUUACAAACAAUCUUGAACUUCGUUAGCAACGCACUGUCUGGUCGGGAACCAUUACCACUACGAUCAGCCUCUCAGUUCUGGGUCGGCGUUCUCACAUUGCCGAAUGCAACGAAUGGUACGACGAACGUAUCUCGAGCGAUUCAAGAAUAUCUACCGAGUCUGUGCCACGUUCUAAUGACACAAUUGAGCGGAGCAUGUGCCAGAUCAGAUAUCAACCAUCUCUGCGAAGUGCUGAAGAAAAUCAUUUUUAACUUUCAAGGGGAAGCUCGAAAUCAUCUCGCUGCGUCGCUGGCGUCAUUGGCAGGUCCAAAUGACACUCCAGCUGGUCUGUCGAAAGAAAGGGAGAGAUUUUUAGCGAUGCUGCUCGGAGCAAGAGGAGGAUCUGCGACGCAGGAGAUUGUUCGUACAUUCUGGAUUAAUUGUCGCGGUGCAGGGUUUGCAUAUCAAGCUUGA